AUGCUCUUCAAAAUUCCGCUGGCCACUCUUGGCUUUAUAGCCUCAAUCAUACAAAGGACAGCCGGUCAGUCGCUUGACAGCUUGCAAGUUGAGACACGUUCUUUGGAACAAAUCUACGCAGCAGCGAAGUCAGAGGGACAACCGCUGAAAGUCUACUUUGGCGGAAGCUGUGUGAUAGCUUCCACUGCCAGCGACAACGUCGUUGCUGCAUUCAACGCGCAGUUUCCGGACAUCAAGAUCGACCAGACGACCGGCUUUUCCAAGUACCUGGACGCUCAGAUUGACCGAGCUUACGCAGUAGGCAAGCCGUUCGUUGAUGUCGCAAUUCUGCAGACGGUUCAAGACUAUACACGCUGGAACUCGCAGGCCAGGCUGUUGAAAUACAAGCCUCCCACCUUUGGUGACAUCAGCAACGAGCUGAAGGAUCUAGAAGGCGCUUACAUCCCUGUCAGCAUUUACCAGUUCGGCCCGUUUUAUUAUGACUCUGCCAAGGUCCCAGUGGAUCGUAUCCCCAAAACGUAUCUUGACGUUUUGGACCCGUAUUGGAAAGGCAAAAUGGCACUCGUCUACCCCAACGACGAUGAUGGCGUCUUGCACCUGUUCUCACUCAUCAUCGGCCGGUACGGAUUCCAGUGGCUCGAGCGUUUGAAAGAGCAAGAUAUCCAGUGGGUCCGGGGUGCCAAUGCCGCCGCCACUGCGAUUGUAGACGGCAUCAAGAACGGAAAUUCUUCCCGCCUGUUGACGUUCACUGCCCUGAGCUUCUCGCCAGAGGCGCCAACCUUCCAGGUCCGUCAACCCGAAGCACCCGAGCAAUUCAUGUCGUGGGGCCAGUUGCUCGGCAUCUUCUCGAGCACCAAAGCACCGGAGAGCGCGAAGUUAUUCGCCUCCUGGAUGGUGAGCAAGGAAUGGCAAGGAAAGUCCGCCGCCACCAGACCAACAAUCCUCGAGUCCCUCAACGCGCAAUCUGGACAUGGAAUUACAGCAAACAACACCCAGAUUACAAAGUACAUUUCUUUCAUGCACGAUAGAGAGACCGUGGAGUGGUGGAGGUUUCAGGUUGAGUCAAUUCUUGGGCUUGCGAAAGGCGAGUAUCCUUUGUGA
Molecule: messenger RNA, 1101 nt
Organism: Parastagonospora nodorum SN15
Lineage: Eukaryota; Fungi; Ascomycota; Dothideomycetes; Pleosporales; Phaeosphaeriaceae
Exons: 3
Coding region: 1-1101 (366 amino acids)
Source: RefSeq, a predicted model, not a curated record